CGGGUGGCGGCUCGGGGGCUCGCGGCGCAAACUUUCAGCCUGUUCGUUUCGGGGUUCGCGCGGCGACCAGGGGCUGCGUCCGCCUACAGGGGGGUCACUGCCAAGGGCAUGGAGUCCGUCAUUACUGCAGUCUUCCACCUGUCAUCCGUGGAGUGGAAGGAGUGCGAGUGAGGCAGAGGUGUCAGGUCGCGACAGUGAACUCUGAGCCAGCGACUGCAUCUUCCCAGCCGGAAUAUUUGAAAGUUUUCUGGGGGUUCGUGCCAGAGCUGAAUGUUAGAGAGAUUUUUUACAUUUCUCUGGAAAGUGAAGUGCCCUAAUAUAACCCAGGCUGUCAAAGAGAGCAGUCACAGAUUUUGAAAAGUGACCAUGAAGAGUGAAGAAGUCACAUUUGUGGUACUUGAAAGUUAGCGACUGCUUGCCACAUUUUCAUGAAAAUUAAGUAUGACUUAGAAGCAUUGAAGGUUUAUGAUGUCAUCGGUUUCAACAGAGAGCAAACUCCAGCAGGCUGUGAGCCUGCAGGGGGUUGACCCAGAGACAUGUAUGAUUGUAUUUAGAAACCACUGGGCACAGGUUGUAAAAAUCUUGGAGAAGCAUGACCCCUUGAAGAACUCCCAGGCAAAAUAUGGGUCCAUCCCUCUGGAUGAGGCCAGCGCUGUGCAGAACUAUGUAGAACACAUGCUUUUCUUGCUCAUUGAAGAGCAAGCCAAGGAUGCUGCAAUGGGGCCAAUUUUGGAAUUUGUGGUCUCUGAGAACAUAAUGGAGAAGCUCUUCCUUUGGAGUUUGAGACGGGAGUUUACUGAUGAGACUAAAAUUGAGCAGCUGAAGAUGUAUGAGAUGUUGGUCACCCAAUCACACCAGCCUCUGCUGCAUCAUAAGCCCAUUCUGAAGCCUCUGAUGAUGUUGCUCAGCUCUUGUUCAGGAACGACCACUGCAGCUGUGGAGGGGAAGUUGGUUGUCCUCCUCAGUCAACUCUGUUCCAUCCUUACCAAAGAUCCAUCCAUUCUGGAACUCUUUUUCCACACUAGUGAGGACCAAGGGGCUGCCAACUUCCUUAUCUUCUCCCUCCUGAUUCCCUUCAUUCAUCGCGAAGGGACAGUUGGCCAGCAAGCUCGGGAUGCUUUGCUGUUUAUCAUGUCUCUUUCUGCCGAGAACAGCAUGGUGGCCCAUCACAUCGUGGAAAACACCUAUUUUUGUCCAGUACUGGCAACUGGUCUCAGUGGGCUGUACUCCUCCCUGCCCACGAAGCUGGAAGAGAAAGGUGAGGAGUGGCACUGCCUCCUGAAGGACGACUGGCUCCUGCUCCCACCGCUUGUGCAGUUCAUGAACUCCCUGGAGUUCUGCAAUGCGGUCAUUCAGGUGGCUCACCCCCUGAUUCGCCAUCAGCUUGUCAAUUACAUCUACAAUGGAUUCUUGGUCCCUGUCUUGGCUCCUGCUCUUCAUAAGGUGACUGUGGAGGAGGUCAUGACCACCACUGCGUACCUGGACCUUUUCCUGCGCAGCAUCUCGGAGCCAGCGCUGCUUGAGAUCUUCCUCCGUUUUAUCCUGCUGCACCAGCAUGAGAAUGUUCACAUUCUAGACACUCUCACAAGCCGAAUCAACACCCCCUUUCGGCUUUGUGUGGUGUCCCUGGCGUUAUUCAGAACUCUUAUCGGUUUACAUUGUGAAGAUGUGAUGUUACAACUAGUUUUAAGGUACCUGGUCCCCUGCAAUCACAUGAUGCUGAGUCAGAGGUGGGCUGUGAAGGAGAGAGACUGCUACUCGGUGUCUGCUGCCAAGCUGCUCGCCCUGACCCCUGGCUGCUGCGCCAGCGGCAUCACCCUGACUCUCGGGCACCAGGAGCGGGAUCACAUUCUCUGGUCAAAGGGCGCCCAUGAUGGCUCAGGGCCCAUGGAGCCGCUGCCCGAGGCACCCUCGCCUUCGGCCUGCAUCGUGGAGUAUGGGAAGACCCUGGACAUCAGCUACCUGCAGUACCUGUGGGAGGCCCACACCAACAUCCUGUGCUGCAUGAGGGACUGCCGUGUUUGGUCUGCGCUGUACGAUGGGGACUGGCCCAGCUCUCAGACGUUUCUGCACAGCCUGCCGGAGGAUGGCCACGUGCGAUCAGAGUGCCCUGGCCCCCAGCUCCCACAGCACCCGGGGACAGGCGGCUCUCAGCCGGCUCCAGCCAAGGACAAGGGCCAGACAGAGCUGGAGUGGGACGACAGCUAUGACACUGGCAUCUCCUCGGGGGCGGAUGCGGGUUCCCCUGGGGCUUAUGAUGGCCUGGAGACUUCUGACCCCCCAGUGCCUCUGGAUCCCCCUAAGCACAUCCAGGAGAUGAAGAAGAAUGCCAUCUCUCUCUUCAAAGGGUCCUACAUUGAGGAGUCGGACUUCCAGGAUGAUGUGAUGGUGUACAGGCUCUGUGCAGAGAAGGAUGCGGAGGAGGAAACUGUGAGUCUGCCCGCUGAGGCCCAGCCCGAGGUUCAGAGAUCCCCUGUGAACAGCGGGCCCCACAGUCCCCUGCCAGAGACAGAUUCGGAGGGGGAACACAAGAGGGACAGUGCAGACCUGUUUCAGAACACGUCCAAGGGCCCGGUGCAAGAGGAUGACACGGCCCCAGGGUCAGAGUCAGAGCCAGCAGCCCCCACCUCUGAGGCAGAGCAAGGCCCAGACCUGCCUGGAAUCAGCCCGGAGAGCAGAGACUUCAGUGUGCAGUAUGACCAGAUCAUUCGAGAACUGGAUUCGGGCUCCGAGAGCUUGAUGGAGCAGAGCUUUCCCACGCUGGAGCCCUUGCUGCUCCCCAGAGAGGAAGAGGGUGGGGAAGAAGAGCAGCACGGAAAGGAGGAGGAUGAGCAGGAGGAGCAGGAGAGGGACGUGGAAGCAGAGGAGGAGGAGGACUUUGACUCUCUCAUCGCAGAAGCUCCUACUGCAGAGAGUGUACCUUCCCCGUUUGGGGUGAGAGAGGAGACUACCCUUGCCGGGCACCAUCCCGGGAGGACUCUGGGCACUCCGUUCACAGGCCCAUUCAUCAGUGUGGUUCUGUCAAAGCUGGAGAACAUGCUGGAAAACUCGCUGCACGUUAACUUGCUACUUAUCGGGAUCAUCACACAGUUGGCCAGCUACCCCCAGCCCCUUCUGCGCUCCUUUCUGCUCAACACCAACAUGGUCUUCCAGCCCAGCGUGCGCUCCCUCUACCAGGUCCUUGCAUCUGUGAAAAACAAGAUUGAGCAGUUUGCCUCUGUGGAGAGAGACUUCCCAGGCCUCCUCAUCCAAGCCCAGCAGUACCUGCUCUUCCGGGUGGACAUGUCUGAUGUGACCCCUGUGGCGCCAACCAAAGAUCCAGUUCCGGAGGCUUCCAGAACCGGAAGUAGCAGGAACCUUUUGGAUGGUCCCCCAAGAGUGCUUCAGCCCUUCCUGACCAACAGAGCCAAGGUGGCCGGGGCACCCCCAGACCUGCCCCUGCCGGUGAGGAACACCAUGCUGGCUGCCGCCCUCUUCCCCGAGUUCCUGAAGGAGCUGGCUGCACUGGCGCAGGAACACUCCAUUCUGUGCUACAAGAUCCUGGGGGACUUUGAGGAAUCCUGUUGCUAGUGUUUUAAAAAAUUGUCUUCGUAGACUCUUGUUUUGUAAGGUUGUAGUAUCUUGACUGAAUGUUAAAUGCAAAGCUGCUUGUCAGAUUCCACUUUGAUGUUUCCUGACGAUACUUGAUUUACAGGGAGAUUUCUGUCUGUCUGGCCGGGUCUUCCUUCUGUGCAUUAUAUAGAAUGUAAGUCUCAUAAGCUGACUGCUUCCCUAGGCGGAUCGUCUUUGCUCAUUUUCCCCACCUCACACGUUUCUGUUAUCUUCCCUUCCCUCUGAAGCACUCGGCCUGCUGCUCAGAUCGUACCGAGCACCGAUUCCUGACGUGCUGUGGCAGAAGGCCACUCUCAGAGCACACGAAGGUGGCUCCCCAGCAUCUGCGCCCUGCUCUGCUGCCUUCCGCAUUUUGGCUUUCAUUUUAUAAAAGGAAGAAUUAAGAUGGAGCUGUUCUCGCCUCCGUCACAGGAGCACACAUCCUGUGCCCCUCUGAAUCUUCCUUCUGGGACUCGUGUUCUCUCCACACUCAUUGCCUUACGAUACAGAAAGCCCCCCAGUCCCAGUCUCUGCCUGGGUUGUCACUUGGAGUUGGAGAGGAAUCAGUGCAGAGAAUAAUUUCUUGUUGCUUGAGAGCUUUCUUUAAUCCCUGCAACACUGCCUAAACACUGACGAUAGCCUUAUUUCAGUAAGAUUUGCACUAAGCAAAGUGUGCCUAUGCAAACUGUUACUUUAGUUUUUAGGAGUUCGAUCAGAUGGAGAAAGUGUGCUGUUUUAUUAUGCAAGAAGACAGUCAUCAUUUUUUCCAAGUGUUUUAGGAAACAUUAAGUUGUGAUGUGCUUCCAUAGUGAGUUUUUUUUGGGAAAGACCGGAGUGGGGGCAAACGAUAAAAGUCAGCUAAAUGCAGCCUGUAAAAACCCUGGUCAUUAUUUUGAAUUGUUUUCCUUUGCUAACAUGUUGCACCUUAUAGAGAAAUAGGUGGGCACAGCCCACUUAGGGAGCUGGGACAUAAACGUAUCCAGGUCACUGCAGCCCUGCAAAGCCGAGUGCCUGCUGGUGGCUGCUCCACAAUACUUCUGAAUGCAGCUUCUCCAGAGGACCCUCAAGCCAUCACUGCUCUUCAGCCUCCUCCAAGAGGCAGGAUGGUAUCCAGAGCCAUGGCCACCCCAAGCUACCACCAACAGGGAGAUGCACAGAUAACGGUGGGUUAAAGUGAGACCGUACACAGCUGAUGUAGAUGGGUAUCACAUUGCACUCUCAUCUGUCCUGGGCCCAGGUCUGUGGGGGAGAAGCAAGGCACAGGAUGAGCCUGUUUGGAGGGAGACUGGAAAGCUGGGCUCCUUCUGAUCCCGUUGUCGGCGUCUGUGCCGGGCCUGAGGCCAGCUGCAGGUAUGGUGGUUGUACCCAGGGCACUCGUGUCUCAGGCCCCUGUAGAGAAGAGAAGUGGGAAGGUGAUCCUCUGUGCUUUGGGGAUCUUGAAGAGGCUGUGUACUGAGAGAUGCAGAGCCAGUCUGGACCAGGAAAGCCAUCGGGAGUCACCUUGGCAUUGUUUCAUAGCCCAGGCAAGAAACCCAUUUACCUGUUUGUGGCACACGUCUGACUUCACAUUUGCUUGUCAUGAAAAAGGGUUUUGCCCGGCUGAGGCACCACAGCCAGAACAUCUGAGGCACAACUCACUGGUCUGCCUGUGGCUUCCUAAUGCCUCCUUGUAUUUACACAGCCCACACAUCUCCAGCAAGAAGAAGGUAGGGAAAGAACGGUUAAGCUGUAAUAUAUUAUGCUCAACUUAGUUUUGCACAAGUACACAUCUGGUUGGUUGGACUUACCGGUCACAACAUAGUGUUCUUUAGCUGCAUUAUCUGGUGGCAGGAGCUACUGCGUGGUGAGUGUUUCUUUAUUGUAGAGCACCAUGGUGCCCCACGUGGAAAGUGCCCAUUAGGACGGGGAUUGACUUUGUGCCUCCUGUUUUUUUCAGUCAGUACUGAAGCAGUUACUUUAAAAGGGGGACAGAUGCUUGGAGCAGGAGAGAGGUGGGAACAUGUGGCUUCUGUGGUGGGUUACCCGUGGCCCACUCACCACUGCCCUCCUCACAUCCUGAGCUGGAAACUGGCUCCUGUUUCCGUAGCUAUCACAGUUCUCCGCCAGGGGACUGUGCCCAGAGUAUUGCAGAAUGAAGUCGGAAAGCUGACCUGGAAGUACACUGCAGGACAUCAGAAAGGCCCGUGUGGUUGGGCACAAUUGCCCAGAAUGGCUACUUGGGGAAAAUAGAGAGUGGUGCUGGAAACAGGACUGGAACAGACCCGCAGCCGUUUGGAGGAGGAACGCUGUCUUAGGCAGAUGUGAAGGUGCCAGCCAGGUGGGUGGUGACGAGACUCCCUGAAGGGGAAAAGACCACCGAAUGAAGUAGAAUGCUCCAGUCCUCAAGUCAACAGGCAGGACCCUUAGAGGUAUCUUAUUUUUGUUUCGUUUUUGGAAAAAGUUUUGGGAAGAAUUUUAAAAAGCUUUGAUGUCCAAGCUCGUGGCUCCUCUCCCUGUGAGCAGCCUGUGUCCACUGCCCUGCUCCUCACUGGAGGGAGACCUGAGGGGCACAGAGCUUCUGCUGCAGUCCUGGGCUGGUAUCACUGUCUCCCCCCAUGUCCCAGGAGGGAAACUGAGUGGAGGGCUCCUGGAACAUCCCAGCAUUAACCUCAGUUCAUAAUUCAGGGACUGACGGCAGUCUAGACGCAAUCUUCUGGUUCAAAGUAUGAGAGCACUGGCAUAUUUAAAAUUGAUUUUUUGAAAAUGUCCAUGUGAUGUUUGCAAAAUCUAAAACAGAAAUUCCACCUUAGGUCCAGCCUAAAGCACAGUUUCAUGAGAGGAGAUUACAAUUUCCCAGCCGUUAGGUGGAGAGGCUAGAAUACCUAGCUACUCAGAGGUGUGACUUUCUUUUUAUAGAGACUUUCUUUCCCUUGUAUUUAGGAGCACUGUGAAAUUGUGCCUGUUAGGUUGAGCAUUAUUUUAGAACCUCCCCUGACAUGCUCAGGUUGGACUUGAGGCAUUGGCUGUGUGCGGAGGACAUAGGCAGCACUUUCCAGGCCCUCGUAGUACCCUUUCCCUAGCAGGGUUUUGACUGAGGUCAGAUUUAGUUGGUUUUUGGUGCUAUGACUUCACGAGGCCUGGGUGUGGUCAGGAGUGUGCUCUCAUGCACGUGAUCUAGAACCCAGAUACGCAGGUCUGGGGUCCCACCCGAGGUGGGCAUCCAGUGUGGUCAGGUUGAAGUGUGCAGUCUCUGUGCAGUGUUGUGUGGACUGACCGCCAGACCUGCGUGGAGGUUCCGGUGGCAGACGGGCUGCUCUUCACGUCGGCGCUCAGGUCGUGUUCAGUAGGUGGUAUGUGAUGUUAAAUACCUUCCAGUGCCCCAGUUAGCAUUUAAGGGCAGUUCAGUUUGACUGCUAAGUACCAGCUCUGUAUUUACAGAAAUGUCUGUCACACUCGCCAUUUUUAUGAAGUACUCGAUUGUAGGACAGCUGUUACUGCAUGUGCUAUGCCAGUCACUGGGGGGAUCGGUGUGAUGUGGGGGUGCUGCAGGCCUGGGCCAAUUCGGCAGUGUUGUCUCUGCCCGAGGCCUUGUCAGCUUUUAAGUCACUGGCCCCUUCUUAGGUGCCGGUCUGUAACUGGACAGCUUAGAACACGUCACACCAGUUCAUUCCACCCCAGCACAUCAGUGACGAGUUUUAAGAGGAUGGAAUUGACGUUUUUUCUUUCCUUUUGAAUGACCAUUGUAAACCUAAUGCUUCAGAAAAAGCUCUUGGAAGGCUAAGAAUGGGCUUUUGGAUAAUUUUGCCUCAGUAAAUCCUCUCUACAUUCAGACAUCUACUAGGCCAUUAUGUUUUGGAGGACAGAUUAUCCUGGCAGUUCAUUUCCUGGUAAAGCCCUGUUUACUCAGUUAAGCUUUCAGAGAGGUUCUUUAGGGAAAAGGAUGACUGGGGUUCGGUGCGGGGGGGCUCCCAGUUUGGGCCUCACUCUCAUGCCCCCAAACUGAUUUUAGCAGGGCGAUCUUCCUGUCCCAUUAGGAUCACUGUGAAUGUUGCUCCUAGCGGAGCUGUCAGUGCAGUCUGCAGUGCUUUCAGGCAUCUUUUGGGGAGCCUGGGUUUAAUGUAUCAUUUCAGGACUCAAAGGUGAGGAAGCUCUUGGGCCGAUCACACAUUUCAGGGAGCUGAGGCUGACAUUUUAUUGGAUAAGUGUACAAAACAAAGACCCCCCCCCAUAACCAGGCUCCCCCUUUUCACUGGAGGUGUUUGAAGGAGAGAAUUUAGUGUUGAUGACCUUAAAUGGUCUUUGCUCAGCUGCGUGACUAGGGAUGCAUUUGGCUAAAACUUGUGGCCACUUCCAGGAAUGGGUGAAUAAUAGCAUGACCUUUCACAGAGGGCCGGCACCUCCUUCCCCAUAGUCAUGGGGGGGCGUCCCCUGAAAUGAUGAAAAAGUCAAUAAAAACUGUGGGUCGUAGUCACAAGUCAUAUGACAAAUUAACCAAGUUAAGCGAGGGAGGGUCUGAACAUUUCAGUUUUCUUGCAGAUUAGCAGUAACUACUGAAAAAAACAAGGGGUGAGAACUCAGCCAAAGUCUUGUCUUGGUCUAAUAACCUGAGUAUUUUUCUAUCUAUACCUCGAGAGGCACAAACAUUCACUUUGAUGCCCAGGCUUGGACAGAUGCAGAAAGCUCCUUUCUAGAGCCAGUGACCCAAAACUUCCUGUCUAGUAGUCGACCCCCCAGAAGACUGUUUUGUGAAUCAGACAAGUUUUUCUCGAACUCUCUUUGCAGCGGGGUGCAGUGUUAUCUUACCUUCCUCCAGAACCAUCCAGCCUCCGUACACAACAGAACACAGGGCUCGGCUUCGCAGAGCUGUCCCGGGCAGCCUUUCCAGCACACCCCUCCCACGGUCUCAUCAUUAUACACCAACCUACCUGUCGGCGUGUGUACAGGGCUGUGUACACGUGUGACUCCGUGACAGGUGGCAGUGGUGUGAGUGUGGCACCAACUCAUACAUUUUACUAAGUUCCCCUAAAUGGCAGAGAAGGACCAAGCUAAAUUUGUGCUCCUGCAAAAAUGAAGUUGUAUUUUACUGAGGUGCGUAUAGCAGAGCUGUACUUGGUGAAUUUCUUAGGGUGUUAUAUAAACAUACCUUUCAAGUAUCUCGUCAGCUGUGAUAGCAACACACAUUCUGGUUUUCAGGGUUUCAGAAGUGACAGAAGGCAGUGGUCAGAGCUAGUUAGGAAGUAGUCUUGCAAAGAUCAAGUGUUUUUAAUGGCGUUUUUCUGUGGGAGUAAUUGGUCCAUAUGCAGUUUUCACUUGACAUAAUAGUUUGGGGACGCUGUCUGAAUCUGACUAUACCUCCACUUAAAGCUCUAGGUUUGAAAUGGUCUGCAAAGAUCCUUCAGUGCUUUCCAUAAACUUCUGGUGAAAAGAAAACUGAAUUUUAUUUUUUCUUCUAAAAUAAAGGGCCUGGGCCGGGGAUUUAGCUC
Fukomys damarensis (Damara mole-rat) is the source of this 9053-nucleotide messenger RNA. RefSeq names its product family with sequence similarity 160 member A1 (gene Fhip1a). The record is from RefSeq and is a predicted model, not a curated record. Lineage: Eukaryota; Metazoa; Chordata; Mammalia; Rodentia; Bathyergidae. Bases 466 to 3570 code for a protein of 1034 amino acids. The transcript is spliced from 14 exons.